This is a messenger RNA of Homalodisca vitripennis (glassy-winged sharpshooter), 973 nucleotides long. Its product is annotated as E3 ubiquitin-protein ligase SHPRH-like. Gene Ontology annotation, molecular function: ubiquitin protein ligase activity. Gene Ontology annotation, cellular component: nucleus. The transcript is spliced from 5 exons. Gene Ontology annotation, biological process: protein polyubiquitination; DNA damage response. The annotation marks the transcript as partial. The record is from RefSeq and is a predicted model, not a curated record. Lineage: Eukaryota; Metazoa; Arthropoda; Insecta; Hemiptera; Cicadellidae.
GUUUGAACCAGAACUGUUAAAGCUGAGUGGGGAGAAGGUCCAGUUUGAGGCUCUGCUCAAGAAGAAGAUAGGGACGCUGUGUUACCUGGAGAAUCUGCAGAAGGAGGGGGCCCCAGCAGCGAUCUGUCCUAUCUGCCGGAACGAUCUCACAGCAAAGUGGUCUGUGCUGCAAUGCGGCCACAGCAUCUGUUUAGAGUGCCUGUCACUGAUUCUGAAGCCGCAAUCGGUGAGCUUGCUGUGUCCCCAGUGUCGCCAACCUUGCAACAUACAGGAGGUGUCAUACGUGGAGAACCGGCCAGAGAGCAGCAAACCGCAGGAAGUAAAAGGCUCCUACUCUACUAAAGUUGAUGCUGUCGUCAGCCAAACACUGCGGCUCAUCAGCCAACAGCGUGACGUGAAGAUACUUGUGUUCUCUGCGUGGGAGAAGGUCUUGGAUUUGUUGGCGGAGGCAUUCGAAGAAAACAGUGUUACCUUCAGGCGGAUGAAAUCCGGAAAACUCAAACAACGGCAGUUUAUGAAGGAAUUCAAGACAGGAGACGUGACUGUGCUGCUGCUGCCUCUGCGCUCUGGUGCGAAAGGUUUGAACCUUGUGGAGGCCACCCAUGUGUUCUUGGUAGAGCCCAUCUUGAACCCUGCUGAGGAGUUGCAGGCUGUGGGCAGGGUCCACCGGAUAGGACAGACUAAACCGACGGUGGUCCAUCGAUUCAUCGUGCGGGGAGAGACUAUCGAGGAGCGGAUAUUGGCGGCGGUGGCAGCGAGUGGGGCGGAGCAGUGGAGUGACGACUGCGUCACACUGCAGCAGUUGCUAGACCUGUUCACCAGUGACCUAGAACUGUCACUGCCUGGGCCUUCGGUGGUGGCGGUGGACAGUGAUGACAGUGGCAGUGGCAGUGAGAGCGAUGGAGAGCAGGACACAAUGGACGGCAGUGAACUGAUCGGUGAGGAAGAGGCGGACAGUGGGGAUGAGCUGUGA